AUGGACGCCCCAUUUGAAGGAGCUACAACUCGAUCGCGCUCACAAAACCAGGACGCUACCCAAACCCUGCGAGCUGACCCCGAACUGCCCGGGCUAUGGAUGGACAGCCAGGUGACAGACAGCGAGGGUUGGAGGACCCCUAGAGAUGAGAGCGGUAACGACGACAAGCCAGACCUCACCGACGUGCCCUCCGACGAGGAGGCCCCGUUACCUAGUACAGCCCAGUCGGCCGACCGGUCGGCCAAGCUGCACGCAGACCUGGAGGGAUGCCUCGAGACGGGGCGCCGGGAGGUGGAGCUUGUUACGAUAUCAAGUGCGCCUUGCAGCUCGAGUGGGGGUUCAGGGGUGUGGGGAGCUUUCCGGGGUUGGAGCGAAGUUUUCAGUUGUGGAGUGAAUUCUCAGAACUGGUCUCGCUAA
Molecule: messenger RNA, 417 nt
Organism: Pseudogymnoascus destructans
Lineage: Eukaryota; Fungi; Ascomycota; Leotiomycetes; Thelebolales; Thelebolaceae
Exons: 1
Coding region: 1-417 (138 amino acids)
Source: RefSeq, a predicted model, not a curated record